CAGUCAGCUGGGUUGUGGGUUCACUUUACUCAAAUCACUCAACAAUUUGACAUUUCAUCGAUUACGCAGCAGGCAGCCAUCGCCAUACUUGUUUUGAUAGGUCUGUUUUGAAAACAAAGAAGUAAAAGUCCAAACUUGAAUAUGGGCAAGAUAUUCCUGGAUCAUAUUGGAGGCACUCGCCUGUUUUCAUGUGCAGCGUGUGAUGUAAACCUCACAAAUCGUUCAGAGCUAAUCAGUACUAGAUUCACUGGAGCUACAGGCCGUGCUUUCCUCUUCCACAAAGUGGUGAACUUGGUAUACUCGGGAGUACAGGACCGGGUGAUGCUGACUGGUCGGCACAUGGUGCGAGACGUCUCCUGCAAGAACUGUUCCACCAAGCUUGGCUGGGUGUAUGAGUUUGCUACUGAGGAGAACCAAAGAUACAAGGAAGGUCGCGUUAUCCUGGAGCGGGCGCUGGUCACGGAAAGCGACGGCAUAGAUGAAAUACAAGUUAACGAUGAUUAGAUUUAUACAUGUAUAUACUCGUACUACGUUCCCAUGUAGGUACACUUGUUGGACAAGCAUUUGAGAGUGUCAAUCAAUAUUUUAAUAGGGAGUCUACAAAAUGUACCACAUCUAAUACUUGAAUUUCAGUUGUUUUUAGAGUAGAUAUAUGUGCAAGAAACGUAACCAUACACCGCACUCGAGGAGGCAAUUUGCGGGCACGUCAGUUGGUAACGUUUGCAAAUAAAUCAAUAGAUUUUCGAGUUGUCAGAAUAAGGUACUCGUGUUUGUACUUAGCAUUUGUCACCUGGUAUUUAACCAUAAUGACGCAUGAUUUUAAUUUGUCGAAUGAGCAUCUUUGUAUUACAAAAGUUACAUGCAAAAUAAUGUGCUAAACUUUUAAAAAAUACAUACAUUUUACAUAAUUAACUGUCAAUAGAGGCCAUUAUUCGACGAGAGAGAUAUAACAAAUUAAAAUAAUGCGCCAUGCGUAAAAUACCAGGUUACAAAUACCUUACUCUGACAACUCGAAGAUUUCGUAAUUUAUUUGCGAACGUUACUAACUGACGUGCCCGCAAAUUGCCUCCUCGAGUGCGAUGUAUGACCAUAACCCGUUGAACGCCACGCCUAUCGUGUGGGGCCGUUAUCGUCAUCGUGAACCUUGAGGGAAUGCUCGAAGGUUGAUUUUGGGCUGUAGCCGCGCGCGUCUGUUGGCGGUCAAAGGGUUAAUUCGAAGAGAAUACCUAAUUUAAACAAAGACAUAAUUAAAUGCCCCGUGUACAUUUGAUUGUCGAACAUGUAUGUGCCUGAGGAGGACGUAGAAUUAAGUUUUAUACAUACCUAAAGUAAGGCCAAUGUAACGAGAUAAAUAAUGUAACCAAGUAUUCAGGAAUUCACAACUUUAUUUUAUGAAGAAAUUAUUAAUCUUCACUGAAUUCACUAACAGAAAUGACCAUGUUUACAAAAUGGCGGCAUAAAUGUUUAUAUCCUGUACCAACAGCUUCGUUAUUCCAAAAAAUCGAAUUGCCGCGCGAAGCAGCUCGGUAUGUUUAGACGUGCCUCGGGAGAGGUAAACGCACUCGCGGCCGCAUUGUCUCGGACGAGGCACGUUUCCACCGAUUGAGCUGCUUCGCGCGGCAUCUCGCGAGGCGACUCGUUCGUGCCUGUUGACUAACUGACGACAUUAAUGCGUACGAGAGAGGGCAGAGAUAAUAAUCGCUGGCCAUCGAUUUGUAUCAGUAACGAUCAGAUUAUUUCUAUUUUUGACUCGUUUCAUUGGCUUUACUUUACACAUAUUUAUUUUAAAUCUCAUGUCUUCGCAAUUCGCCGGCUAUGGCGGUGACGUUUUAGAUUGGUCUGUGGAUAAAAAUACGGUUGUAUUGGUAAUA
Messenger RNA from Cydia pomonella (codling moth), 1871 nucleotides. It is a transcript of the gene Yippee, whose product is annotated as protein yippee-like 5. The record is from RefSeq and is a predicted model, not a curated record. Bases 142 to 504 code for a protein of 120 amino acids. The transcript is spliced from 3 exons. Lineage: Eukaryota; Metazoa; Arthropoda; Insecta; Lepidoptera; Tortricidae.